Messenger RNA from Plasmodium vinckei vinckei, 1344 nucleotides. RefSeq names its product GAS8-like protein, putative. The record is from RefSeq and is a predicted model, not a curated record. Gene Ontology annotation, biological process: cell motility. The transcript is spliced from 11 exons. Gene Ontology annotation, cellular component: microtubule; Golgi apparatus; motile cilium. Gene Ontology annotation, molecular function: microtubule binding; small GTPase binding. Lineage: Eukaryota; Apicomplexa; Aconoidasida; Haemosporida; Plasmodiidae. Bases 1 to 1344 code for a protein of 447 amino acids.
AUGGACAAAUUGAAAAAGGCACCAAAAAAAAAAAAAAUAUGUGCCAAAAAGAAAGCAGAAAGAAUUGCCCAUAUAAAGGAGCUAAAAAAAACAAAAAAAAAAAUAAUAUCGGAACAAAAACUAGUAGAUGAACUAAGCUCAAAAAUUAAUGAUAUAGACGCCAAUGUAUUUUUAGGAUAUCAUGAUAUAAAGAUAUUAAAACUGGAAUUAAAAAAUAAAGAAAUUGAAUUUGAAGAAAAUAAAUCACGACAACUGUUAUCAUCCAGAAAAAUUGAAAAUACUAUAAAUAAAUAUGUACUAAAAUGUUAUGAAUCCUUUUUAAAAUCAUUAGAAGAAAAUGAAAUGGAACUUCAUGAUAAGUUUAAAUCAUUUCAAGUUGAAAAAGAAAGACAUUCAUCAAACAAAGAAUACAACAAAAUAACAAUAGAUGCAAAUGUAGAUCACAUAAAUAAAAUGAGCUCCAUAGUGUUGUCCCAAAAUGAAAUUAUAAACGAAAUUAAUAAACGGUUUAUGGAAAAUCUUAAAAUAAUUAGACAAAAUUAUUCUCAAAAAAUUAAUACGGAAAGAGAACAAAAUGAUAAAAAAAGACAAAAAAAUAUUUUCAAUUUACAAGAAGAGAAAAAUGAAAAUAUCAAAAAAAUUUUAAUAGAAUAUAAUGAGAAGAUUAUAAAUAUUCAAAAUUAUUUUAAAUUAAUUUUGGAUGACCAAUUAGAAAUGAUCUAUCAGCUUGAGGUUGAUGAAAAACUUUCAAAAAGGAAAAAUUUUCUUUCAAAAAAAAAAAAUUUAGAAGAUUUAAAAAGGAAUAUAUGCUCUAAUAAAAAAAUACUAAAUCAGUUGGAAAAAGAUAUAUCAUCUUUACAAGCCAAUGCAGUAGAUUAUGAACAAUUAAAAAUUAACUUAAAACGAAUAAAAGAAAAAAGAAAAAGACAACAAAAAGUUUUAACAGAUUUAAAAUUAGAAACGAAUGUGAAAAAAUUACUUUUCGAAAAAAUAUCUAAACAAUAUGAAGACCUUUAUAAUCAAAAUCGAUCCAAGUUAUAUGAUCGAAUUCAAAAAAUUUUAUUAGAGAACUACUUUUUGGAAACAAAGAUUAAAUUACAAAAUGAAACCCUCGAAAUAAAUACUUUAGAGCUAAACAAAUGGAAAGAAUCUGUAAACCCUGAACAGAAUGAAGUAAUUAAUAAUGCGUUGGUUGGUAUGUUUCAAAAGUUUGAAGUUUUGAAAAAGGAGGUUGAAGAUUUAUUGGAUAAAAAUGAACAGAACAAAGAAAAUUAUGAAGCAAUGAUGCACCUUAAUUAUUUUUCCAAUGAUGAUUUGGAUAUUAUAAAAAGAGAAAAUAUAUGA